This is a messenger RNA of Helianthus annuus (common sunflower), 618 nucleotides long. RefSeq lists its product as uncharacterized. The record is from RefSeq and is a predicted model, not a curated record. The transcript is spliced from 3 exons. NCBI's taxonomy places the organism in Eukaryota, Viridiplantae, Streptophyta, Magnoliopsida, Asterales, Asteraceae. Bases 1 to 618 code for a protein of 205 amino acids.
AUGCGGAAUGCUUUUAAUAUCCAACCCGUGCAACCCUUUCAACCCGAAUUGAACCCGACACAACCCACCCGAUCCAAACCCGAUGAGGAUGUCGAAGUUGUUCCCGAGACCCAACCGCAAAAAGGCAAGCAAGUUGUGGGUGAGCAACCGUCCAAACCAAAGGCGAAACCGUGGACGCAACUCGAGGAAGAAGCCUUAGCGAAGGCUUACGUAGGCACGUCCACACACCCGAUAAAAGGUAAUAAUCAAACGAGUGAGGGGUUUUUGAAGGCGGUUUUGGCGAAGUUCCUUGAGCUAAUGGACCAAGGCCCGUAUCGAGAUAUCGACUCGGUGUCAUCUAAGUGGCGAAAAAUGAGCGGCGGCAUGAGCGACAAGGAUGUGUUUAAAAAGGCGUUGGAUCUUUACAAGUCGAACAAUGGUACCACGUUCGCACACGUUCGCGCGUGGGAAAUUACGAGAAUGCACCAAAAAUGGGUGCCGAUUCCGAACGAGGUGGAGAUGGCAAAGCGGCAAAGGACAUCGGAAUCCGGUAGUUAUAGCGCCGGCGGAUCGGACGCGAGAUGUCACAUAAACUUAAACGAUGACGCCCCGAGUUCGACGAAGAAGAAUACGCCGUAA